AUUGCCAGCAUUCACGAGCAUCUUAUACAUCCUAUGAUGGUGUUACUGGUGGCGCAAUUAAAGAUAUUCCAGAAGUAUUUCUAGCACCUAAAAUUGAAAUAAAUAUAUUAAAUAGCAAUAAAAAAAUCAAAAAUCUGUUAAAAAGUUAUACUUUACCUGUUGAUGUUUUAUUUUCUCUCACACCAGGUCAAAAUCUAUCUGAUAAAUCUAAUUAUACAAUUCUCAGCUUGGCGUAUAAUCUAUUUACACCUGCUAGUUAUUCUAUUGACAGACAUCCUAAUGCUAAUUAUAAGGAUCAAAAUAGUUUAUUAAAUGAAAAUAUAUCUGUUUAUAUUUCUACA
Messenger RNA from Dentiscutata heterogama, 341 nucleotides. Lineage: Eukaryota; Fungi; Glomeromycota; Glomeromycetes; Diversisporales; Gigasporaceae. The record is from the annotation of a GenBank genome assembly.